AAAAGCGACUUAAGACUUUUGCACUGUCACUGUUGACCGAGACCAAUCAAACACUCAGACCUUCUGGUAGCCGGAUGCACUUGAUAAAAUUAGAUUAACAGUGGCCAAUUCCUGAUGGAGCAAAGCCUGAGCCUUCACCCAAUCCAUUAAUUCUGUGUUGAAGUUUAAGUCGUUUACCUGUUCUGAGUAAACCUGUAGCGCCAGCCUAGCUAGCCUAAAUAAAGGUUUCUCCUUUUGCUCUACACGGACUGGGGGAUGCUUUGCCAGCCUCUGAGCUGAAGCACCAGCGUUCAUGGAGCCUGGCCGCCUGACUCCCCGGACAUCUCCGGCUCCUGACGCUGGCUUGGACAAGUCUUUCCGCAGGAUAUCGGUAAACGACUCGCCGAUGGUACAAGGAUCGGGAUGGCUCUUUUCCCCGCUGUGGAGUCCUCGAUCAAAGAUGCAAAGCGAAAAGUUUGGAGGCAAUACGUCAAGCGAUCAAGCAUGGCUGGAUGAUCACUCUGACUUUACCAGGGCGUACUUUUCACGGAGAACUUCGGUGGUGAGUGGUCCCCAGCCAGAGAUGGCCCCACAUAGCCCCAGGUUUCCCAGGAGCAGUUCAGAACACUCUAACCUCCUCAUGAUGUCCCCUCAUCGCAGAACUUCUGCCCCAGUUACCAGCUCACACCUGGACAUGUCCUCAUCACCAGACAGGCUCAACCCCCUCACUUCAAAUCUCAUGGCCCCUGAGUGGGCAGAACACUUGUGUCACUCCCCUUACUCUCCAAGAUCUCCCCGCAUCUCUCGCUUGAGUUUUUCCCCCUACCGUCCAAUUUCUCCUAUUUGCCCCUGCUCCCCAAACUUGUCCUACAGCCCACAGGUUCUGCCGCCAGUCGUGCCAAAGGUCGCUGCCUGUGGCCGCGGUGAGGGCUGCACGUGGAUGAUGGGGCUGCUGGGAGGAGGCCUAAGAGGAAUGGGCUCUGUUGUAGAGCUCUGCCAGGGGGCUGUCAAUCAUGUUGCAGAGCUGCUGGUAGCUGAGGGUGGCAGCCUGUCACUUGUGAUAAAAGACUCUGGUGGAAGGAGCAACUUGGAGGAGGUGAUGAGCUUAACAGCAACUGGAUGUUUGAGUGACAGCAGCCUGUGCAGUCAUGCACAUCAGGAGCUGUUAAAGGGCAUCAUGGAAUGCGUGUUGGCUACAGGUUCACCAAUGAACCUGAGGGAUGCAUCUGAGGACCCCAGAUUUAAUGUAUAUAACAAUCAGUCAUCAAAGAUCAGGACUGUUUUGAGCGUACCCAUCAAGAACCACAGGGGAGAGGUGGUUGGCGUAGUGGUAAUGAUCAACAAAAGAAACGGUUGUGAUGGCUCACUCUUUGCAUUUACUAACAUGGAUGAAAAGGUGCUGUCAAAUCAUAUGGAUGUGUUGGGAAUGGUUCUGGAUAAUGUUCAGCUCUAUGAGAGCUCAAGGCAGGAGGCGAAACGCAGCCAGGCUUUAAUAGAGAUGGCAAAAGUAUUAUCAAGGGAGCAUUAUUCCUUUGAGGUUCUGCUGAGUAAGAUGGCUGCCACUAUCAUGCCCUUCACACACGCUCAGUAUUGCACCAUCUUUAUUCCCAGUGAUCACUCUUCAGUUCCAGAGGAUGAGAUUUUAUUCUCGCGUGUGAUACACUUGGAGUGUGAGGAGCUUGGAUCAAGUUGCCAGAUCUACAGAAGGGAGCGUGACAUCAGCGACGUUGAUCCAUCGUAUGCCUGUCGAACACUGAUAGCCAUGGAAACACUUAAUAUGGCCAAGAGCUCUGAGGAAUCAAUAAGGAGUAUCAUCUGCUGCCCUGUUAGGAACGAGAGGUCUGAAAAUGUUAUCGCUGUGUGUCAGCUCAUGAACAAAAGGAGCAAAGACUCGGGUGAAUUGGAAGCCUUUAAUCGAUAUGAUGAGCGGCUCCUGGAAGACCUGGCUGUGUACUGUGGCUUGGCCUUACAGUAUGUUCAGGCUGUGCAGAUCACUGAGGUGCGAAGGGCCAGUAUAGAAGUCACACAGGAGGUUCUUGCCUAUCAUAUCACUGCAGCAGAGCAGGAAAUCCAGGCGUUGCAGGAGGCCAAUAUUCCCUCAGCUGAAUCAUUGAGUAUUCUAGACUUCCAUUUCUCUGAUUUUGGCUUACCAGAGGAUCGAACCGCCCAGGCCACUGUUCGCAUGUUUCUGGACCUUAACUUGGUGCAGGAUUUUAACAUUGAUUACAAGAGUUUGUGCCAGUGGGUCCUAAGUGUGAGGCGUGGCUACAGGAGCAACGUGCCUUAUCACAACUGGAGCCAUGCACUGAGCACUGCUCAAAGCAUGUUUGCCAUGCUCAUGGCUACGGACCAGCUCCAGGAUAUAUUUUCCCGUCUGGAGAUCUUAGCAUUGAUGAUAGCCACCCUCAACCAUGAUAUCGAUCACAGAGGAGUUAGUAACUCCUACAUAGAAAGGUCUCAGCAGCCUUUAUCUCAGUUGUAUGGACACUCCUCCCUCGAGAACCACCACUAUAACCUGUGCCUCUUCAUCCUAAAUAAUACUGGGAGUCAGAUUCUCAGCAGUCUGUCAAAGGAGGACCACAGAACUGUGCUGCACAUGAUCAAAAGAGCAAUCCUUGCCACUGACUUAAACGUCUACAUGCAGAGAAGAAAAGAGUUCUUUUCUCUUGCUGAGAAAAGCAGGGUGAACUGGAAUAGUCAGAAACACAGAGAUUUGUUGAGGUCGAUUCUGAUGACAGCUAGUGACCUCUCUGCUAUCACAAAGCCUUGGCCUGAACAACAAAGGAUUGCCAACCUUGUUGCCAUGGAGUUCUUUGCACAAGGGGACAAAGAGAGAGAAGAGUUCAAAAUCAAGCCUAUUGACAUAAUGAACAGGGAAAACAGCACACGUCUGCCAUAUAUGCAAGUUGAAUACAUUGAUGACAUUUGCUAUCCGCUCUACAAGGCUGUAUCAAGACUGUUUGAUGCCUGCUCUCCAUUGAUGAAUGCUUGUAAGAACAACAGAAAAAACUGGCUGCAACUUGCUGAAGACAAAGAGGAAGAAAAAGAAGAAAGCAAUAGUAAUUCAGUCUUGGAAAUACAGAAAAGCAGUGAGGAAGAAAGACUCACAGAGGAUGAAGAAACACAGGACGAAGAAAAAAGCACAGAGGAUGAUGAAACACAGGAUGACGAACCACAGACAGAGGAUUAGAGGAAUGGACAGACAAUGAGGAUGGAUGACUUUUGAAGCAGAAAGAAAUUUUACCAGGCAAUCUGUUGGUCUCCAUCUUGUCUUUGACACAUCCUCUUAAUCAGUUUAAGUGGCAAAGACUGUCAGGCCUACACAUUAUGCUGGAAUUAUGUCCAAAAAGAUUUAAAGCAAAUUCAAGCGUAAGUCUAAACUCCACUAUAUGUGGUGUCAGUGAGGUCAAGUCUUCAAUCUGUUUUAUAGGCACUGAAGCUGUAACUGCCAAAUUAAUUUGAUUCCAUUCUGCAAUCUUUCUGAAGAACUAUUUUGAUUUAGUCACUGACAUUUACAAAUUUGCAAAUGCAAAAUGCUAAAAUGUGUGUGCAAAAUCUAACAUUUGCUAAAUGUAGUUCUUCCCUACCUCAUGUUAUCAACUUAAUACAAUCAAUUUGCAGUUUUACACAGUUUUUGAUGUACUCAGGGAGUAGAUUUGCACUGAUAUGAAAUAAAAUGUGUUAUUUUUAUAAUAAAUAAAUAGGCGGCCUAUUUACAAUAGCUAGUGUUAUCACUACAAUUGUAAAACAAUCAAUUUAAAUAUUAUUGUGAGAUUGUGUAUUGUUCUAAAAUUUAUCUGUAAAGUAUAUAUUGCCGACUUGAUGUGUCCCUACCCCUUAGGGCGCACCCUUUGGUCUUCAGGCCAGAGCUUCCUGAAGGUCCUAAAGACCCGUUUUAAAACCUGAGAAGACCUGGCUUUUCAGGCUGUAGCCCCCAGAUUCUGAAAUGACUUGCCCCUGUCCCUCUGUGUGGUCGACUCUGUGGACUCUUUUAAAAAGCAGUUGGAAACAUAUUCAGGAAAGCUUUUUGUUGAUGGUUAUUUAUUUUAUUAUGUUAUUUUAUUGCACCCAUUUAUUUACAGCACUUUGUGAUUUUAUCUGUGAAAAGAGCUUUAUAAAUAAACUUACCUACCUACUUUUUGAGAUAGUGUUCAUGGCUGGUGACACUUCCUCCAGCAGUAGCUGAGGCAGCAAAGUUGGUCAGAUUGUUGGUUCAGUCCCCAGCUUUCCCAGUGUAGGUGUUUAAUUACCCUUAGACAAAUUUUUUAACCCCACAUUGCUCCAAGUUUGUUGACACUGUGAAUGAAAAAUAUUAUUCUGCUCUAUAAAAGUAUUAGUAUGAGAACCUGAAAAGUGUUUCUGCAGUUAAUGUCACUGUUGAUGCAGUGUUGUGAUAAGCCUUUGAUUCUGAAUUACAAGCACAGUUUUUUUUUUUUUUUAAUGAAUAAAUGUGGAUUUAUUUCAGUUAGGUCACUUUAAAUAACUGACCAAACACUAUUGUGCCACAGA
Molecule: messenger RNA, 4488 nt
Organism: Melanotaenia boesemani (Boeseman's rainbowfish)
Lineage: Eukaryota; Metazoa; Chordata; Actinopteri; Atheriniformes; Melanotaeniidae
Gene: pde5aa
Product: phosphodiesterase 5A, cGMP-specific, a
Exons: 21
Coding region: 293-3169 (958 amino acids)
Biological process (GO): signal transduction
Molecular function (GO): protein binding; 3',5'-cyclic-GMP phosphodiesterase activity
Source: RefSeq, a predicted model, not a curated record